Saccostrea cuccullata (small rock oyster) is the source of this 6012-nucleotide messenger RNA. RefSeq lists its product as uncharacterized. The record is from RefSeq and is a predicted model, not a curated record. Bases 1 to 6012 code for a protein of 2003 amino acids. NCBI's taxonomy places the organism in Eukaryota, Metazoa, Mollusca, Bivalvia, Ostreida, Ostreidae. Gene Ontology annotation, biological process: DNA integration. Gene Ontology annotation, molecular function: nucleic acid binding. The transcript has a single exon.
AUGAAGAAUCAAGGCCAUUCGAAUGAAGAUGAAUCGAAUCAUCAAGAUCAUCAUGAAAGUCGCUUAAACAGACAGUUAACAGCAGCAGGACGUGAGGUCUAUGAACAAGAUGUUAAUAAGUUUUGCGACAAAUUGCGAAGACUGAGGAAAAAACUAGAAAAUGAAAUGAGACAUUCGCACGACGAACUAACAAACAACAUUGGCAGGACAGAAAUCCUCUUAAUUCUAAAAGAAAGUUUACUCAAACUGUCACGUGACUACCAUAAGAUUAGUGAAGAAUUCCUGGAUUUUCUUGUGAGAAAAAAUACUGAGGAAAGCAGAAGAGAAAAAGCUGCACAAGAGGUAGUCAUGUCCUCCUUGGAACAGAAAGUAGAAAGUAUCAUCCAGGAAAUUGACACAAUUAUGGAACAACAGGAUGAAGAUACAAAGUUUUCACCAGACUUAAAACCCAAACUUUCACAUGACUUAACAGACAAUGUGUCGUUAAAAAGUGCUCCGAGAUCUACAAGCAGAAAUUCAAGAUCAAGCAGAUCUUCCACAUCUAGAAGUACAACUUCCAGAAGUACAACUUCCAUGCUAUUUGAGCAGAGAGUAAAGGCAGAGGCAGCCAAAGCAAGACUGCAGUUUGUACAAAAGGCUUCUGAAUUGAAGAAAGAACAAGCCAGACUUGAUGAACAGGAGAAAAAGUCCAAAGCAGAGGCACUAAGGAAAAAAGCAGAAAUAGAGACAGAAUUAGAGUGUCUGGAUGCACAAAAAGAAUUGGCAACAGCCCAAGCAGAAUUGCGUGCAAUGGAGGAAAUGGACAUUGAUAAUUUAUCAAGGAAAUCUAAUUCUGUUAUUGACUCUUCAGAACGCACAAGGAAAUUCGUGGAAGAAGUGAACAAACUAAAAGAAAGUGAAACAUGGGAGAAGGAAGUUUUGGAACAAAAUGUUGAGUCUGUCCCAGCACAAAAGUCUCCCGCAACAGAAACAGUAGAAGUCGCCACUUCCCAUUCUCCAAUCAGACCAUUUGAAACACAGAACAGCGUAGCCAGUCUCGCUAGCUUCAUGCUUAAAAAGGACUUAAUGCUAACACGACUGGUAAAUUUUGACGACAAGCCAGAGAAUUUUGUUGCAUGGAAGGCAAGUUUUAGAUCCGUGGUUCAGGAUGCAUCAGUCACACCGCUCGAAGAGUUGGACUUGUUGAUCCGAUGGCUUGGGCCCGAGUCAAAGGAACAUGCCAAAAGCAUCAGGGCAGCCACAAUGUGUAACCCUUCUCAAGGCUGUGAAACUUUAUGGACCAGGCUAGAGGAAAGAUACGGCUCACCUGAACUAGUCGAAACAGCGAUAAAGUCUAAACUAGCUAAUUUCCAGCGAAUCAGUGCAAGCGAACCAAGACGUCUGUACAAACUCUCUGAUAUCUUAAGUGAAACAAUGGCUUUGAAAGAGAAUCCGAGGUACAGCCAACUUUUCAGCUACUUUGACACAUCAGUGGGAGUCCUUCCCAUAGUACAAAAGUUGACACCCAGUUUGCAAAACAAAUGGACUUCUAAAGCUUCAAAAUACAAGCUGACUCAUGGCGUCCCGUACCCUCCAUUCAGGGUAUUCUGUGACUUUGUAAAGGAAGUUUCAACCAUGAUGAAUGAUCCUGGCUUACAAGCUGCUCCGACCUUUGCAGGAGAUCAGAAAGCACCAAGAUCCAACUUCAAACCAGUGAAAUCAGUGACUGUCAAGAAGACUGACUUUAAAGAGUCAACAAGAGACCAUACUGUUACAAAGAAGAGAUGUCCUAUUCACAAUGCUGAGCAUACAUUAAAUCAGUGUAGAGCAUUUAGGAAGAAAUCUAUUCGUGAUCGUAAACAAUACCUUCGAGAGCACAACUUGUGCUACAAGUGCUGUGAAUCAGAUACGCACACGUUCAAGGCCUGCCAUGUAGAGGUGAAGUGCGAGGACUGUGGAAGCAUACAGCACCCUACCGCUCUGCAUCCACCUGACAGCUCUCAAGGCCAGAGACAGAAUGGCGGGGAGGAGGGCAAUGUUCUUACCAAGUGUACUACUGUUUGUGGGGAACAGUUUUCCGGACGAUCAUGUGCAAAGGCUGUUCUGGUGGACGUGUAUCCAAAGGGGAUACCUUCAAAACGUUUGCGCCUUUAUGCUCUUGUUGAUGACCAGAGUAACACAACACUUGGAAGAUCCGAGCUAUUUGACUUUAUGGAUGUUCCCAAUAGUCAGAUUCAUUCAUUCACGCUUACUUCGUGUGCUGGACGCAUUCGCUCAAGCGGUCGCAGAGCCUCUGGUUUGAUGAUAGCUGCAGUCGAUGGAUCUACGGUAAUGGAACUCCCUACUAUUACAGAGUGCAAUGAAAUUCCAGACGAGCGACAUGAGAUACCGACUCCAGAAGUCCUCAAACACCACUCGCAUCUUAGAGAUCUGUCAUUGCCGCCACUUGACACAGAUGCCAAAAUACUUUUACUGAUUGGUAGAGACUUGAUAGAAGCGCACCAUAUACAUGAUCAGCGAGUAGGACCUAAGGACUCACCAUUCGCACAGAAAUUGAGUUUUGGCUGGGUAGUGAUAGGAGAUGUGUGCCUUGGCAGAUUACACAAGCCACAAGGUGUCACUGUCUACAAAACUACGGUGAUUGAAGAUGGCCGCCAAACCAUUUUCGAACCAUGUCGAAACAGUUUCCGCCUGACAGGGGACAUUGUACCACAUCAAGAUGCAGUUGGGAAAGAUAUUUUCCAAACAUCAGCAGACGACGACCAAGUUGGCCUCUCUGUAGAUGAUCGUCAGUUCCUGCAGAUCAUGGAGGAAGGUUUUGAGAAAGAUUCUAGCGGAAAGUGGAAAGCUCCAUUACCUUUUCGGAAACCGAGGCCAGUUCUGGAAAACAACAGACUUCAAGCUUUGAAGAGGGCCCACAUGUUGGAUGCGAGUCUGAAGAGGAACUCGAUCAAAAAAGAACAUCUUGUGACUUUCAUGAAAGGACUCAUAGACAGUAGUGCAAUGGAGGUAGCUCCGCCCUUACCAGCAGAGAAAGAAUGCUUUUACUUACCUCUCUUUGGAGUUUAUCACCCGCGGAAGCCUGACAAAAUACGUGGUGUAUUUGACUCGUCUGUCAAAUACAAGGGCCUUUCUCUUAAUGGAGUACUGCUGUCAGGACCCAACCUAACCAAUGAACUACUUGGAGUACUUAUGCGUUUCCGUAUGAACAAAGUGGCCUUUAUGGCAGAUAUAGAACAGAUGUUUUAUUCAUUCUUGGUCAGAGAGGACCAUAGAGAUUUUCUCCGUUUCUUCUGGCACAGAAACAAUGAUCCAUGUGAAGAGUUAAUCGAAUACCGUAUGCGGGUGCACGUGUUUGGGAACACGCCCUCGCCAGCAGUUGCGACAUAUGGCUUACGCAAGACAGUUGAAAAGGCGGAAGUUGAUGUACAGAAUUAUGUCACCAGAAAUUUUUAUGUUGAUGACGGGCUCAUGUCUGUGGUAUCAAGUGAUGAGGCCAUAGAUCUGCUUCAGAAAACGCAGCAAGUACUGAAGGACGAAGCCAAGAUCAGACUCCACAAGAUUGCAUCGAACAGCAUUGACGUCAUGGAGGCCUUUCCUGUUGAAGAUUUAGAAAAGAAUCUUAAGUCGCUUGAUAUUGCUGCUGAUGAGCUACCCAUCCAACAGAGCCUUGGCUUAGCAUGGGACAUCAAUUCAGACUGUUUGACCUUUAGUGCACGUAUCCCAGAAAAACCGUUCACGAAAAGAGGUCUUCUGUCCAUAAUCAACAGUUUAUUUGAUCCUCUUGGGUUUAUCGCACCUAUAAUCAUACAUGGUAGGAUACUUUACAGGGAGAUAUGUGAGGACAAUGAUAACUGGGACGAACCCCUACCUAAGGAUCGUGAAGAAGAAUGGUCUAGAUGGCAGCAUUCUCUGCAUGCCUUGGAAGAUCUGUGCGUUCCAAGGAUGUAUACCUCAGUAUCCUUAAGUUGUGCCACCUCAAGCAAAGUUCAUGUUUACUCGGAUGCCUCAGAGAAGGCAAUUUCUGCCGUUGUGUACUUACAGACAGUUGAUGAUGUAGGCAAAGUCAGUACCGGAUUUGUCGUUGGAAAGUCAAGGAUAGCGCCUAAGCAAGGAAGUACUAUACCACGCCUCGAGCUUUGUGCCGCACUUCUAGCCACAGAACUAGCUCAGACAGUAUUCCGACAGCUCGACUUGAAUCAAGAUACCGCAAAAUACUAUACAGAUAGCAAGGUUGUAUUAGGAUACCUGCAUAACCGAACUCGCCGAUUCUACAAUUAUGUCAGCAACCGGAUCAGCAUGAUACAUAGGCGAUCUAAACCAGAGCAGUGGUCCUUUGUUUCCACACAGGACAAUCCAGCUGACAUUGGAACUCGGUGUCAUACAUCUGUCGAGCACUUGUCUCAAAGCGAUUGGCUCAGAGGACCAAUACAAUUGAGGUCUGUAGAGAAGGUAGAGGAUGAAAGCUUCCCCUUAGUCAACCCAGACACGGAUGCAGAAAUACGGCCCAUAGUUUGUGUCAAGAAAACAGAGGUGAAGGAACAUUUAGUGAGUCGAUUUGAAAAGUUCUCCUCAUGGACGAGAUUAGUGAAUGCGAUCUCAUACCUAAAGAGAUUUUGCAGAGGCAAGGUCAAGUUUUCAGUGCGCAGUAUUGAAGACACUCAAGAAGCAGAACGUUUCAUUAUCCGGGAAGUACAGAAAUUCUGGUAUGGAGAUGACAUGAAGCGUUUACAGGAGAAGAAACCACUUUCCUUGAAAAGCAACAUCAUUGCUCUUCAUCCUUUCGUAGAUGAUGAUGGAAUUUUACGUGUCGGUGGACGUCUGAAUAAGGCACCUUUCUCUAUAGAUGAAAGAAAUCCCAUCAUUCUUCCAGGGAAAUCGCACAUCGCCACACUUCUCGUUACUCAUCUGCAUGAGAAAGUUUAUCAUCAGGGUAGACUCAUAACGGAAGGUACAGUAAGAUCCAAGGGCUUUUGGAUCAUUGGAUGUAAGCGCCUUGUUAAUUCCAUCCUGCACAAAUGUGUAGUGUGCAGGAAACUCAGAGGGAAGUUAGAAUUCCAACAGAUGGCUGACUUACCACCAGACCGAGUUACGCCUGGACCUCCAUUCAGUUCAGUCGGGGUCGACGUAUUUGGACCUUGGCCUGUAGUGGCCCGACGAACUAGAGGUGGCCUUUCCCAAAGCAAGAGAUGGGCUGUAAUAUUCACAUGCAUGAAAACAAGAGCAAUACACAUAGAGGUUAUUGAAGAGAUGAGCAGCUCAUCGUUUAUUAAUGCCUUACGACGAUUCAUCUCAAUUCGUGGACCUUUGAAGGAAAUCCGUUCUGACAGGGGAACCAACUUUCUAGGAGCCCUUGAUGACAUAAAGGCUGAAGCUGUCUACACAGAAAAGGGACCUAUUCACAAUUACCUUCUUGAGAAUAGGAUAAUUUGGACUUUCAACCCCCCACAUGCAUCACACCGAGGUGGAACCUGGGAAAGGAUGAUUGGUGUGUCAAGAAAAAUACUGGACUCAAUGUUACUCAACGCAAACACAAAACAGCUCACGCAUGAAGUCUUGUGCACCUUUAUGUGCGAAGUUUGUGCCAUAGUAAAUUCAAGACCCAUUUGUCCAGUAUCAUCUGACCCAGAAAGUCCGCAUAUUAUCAGCCCUUCGAUGUUGCUUACGCAGAAGGAAUUUCCUGACGUUCAUCCUGUUAGCUCAACUGAUAUCAAGGAUAUAUACAGGAAGCAGUGGAAACAUGUACAGUGUCUGUCGGAUAUUUUCUGGAAACAUUGGCGGAAUGGUUACCUACAGCAACUCCAAGUGCGACGUAAAUGGCAGCAUGAACGUCCAGAUGUGAAAGUCGGGGAUGUCGUCCUUUUGCGUGAUAAAGAAGCACACCGUGGACACUGGCCCCUGGGACUAAUUGUGAACACAUUUGAGAGUGAGAGUGACCACAAAGUAAGAACAGUUGAGGUACGCGUCAUCAGAGAUGGUAAACCAACGACAUAUAUCCGUCCUAUUACAGAACUCGUUAUCUUGAUUGACUGA